AUGUUUCAGCGACCUUGUCGAGUUCAUCCGUUGACGGAGAGUCAGGUGUGUGAUCUCAACACCCCCCCAAACCCCAGCAGCAGCACAGAGGAACAACAUCCUCAUGAGAGCACUGCUGAUGCUGCUGAGGGAAACGACCAGGAGAGGAAAGUGAUGGAGAAAGGGAAGAAGAAAAAGAAGUGGUGGAGGUUGUCUUCUUUGUUUGGAGCUGUGAAGAAACAUCUGAAGCGCAGCUCGAACCCAGUUCAGGGUGAAGUAGAGCUGCAGCAAGAGCAAGAGCAGAGUGAGGGAGUGAAGAACCAGAACCAGUGUAAAGACAGAUGCAGUGAUGACUACACUGUCAGACACAACCUCGUGAGUGAUCAGCUGUGUGAAGGUGGAUUUGACGCUGAGGCGACACAUUUGAAGGAUGACCCUGAACUUGGAUGUCCACACCGUCUUCCAGAGGAGAAGGAUCUCAACAUCCUGGCAAAUAGAGGCCCAGAUAGCCACGGAUGUGAUCUCAGCACCCCCCCAAACCCCAGCAGCAGCACAGAGGAACAACAUCCUCAUGAGAGCACUGCUGAUGCUGCUGAGGGAAACGACCAGGAGGGGAAGGUGAUGGAGAAAGAGAAGAAGAAAAAGAAGUGGUGGAGGGUGGCCUCUUUCUACGGAGCUGUGAAGAAACAUCUGAAGCGCAGCUCGAACCCAGUUCAGGGUGAAGAAGAGCUGAAGCAAGAGCAAGAGCAGCAGAGAGAGAAAGUGAAGAACCAGAAAGAACAGAAAGCCAGAUGCAGUGAUGUGCAGUUGUUUUAUCUUGUAACAGACUUCAUUUCCAGCCACUACCAGCUGGGUGAUCUGCUGGGUGAAGGUGGAUUUGGUUCUGUGUAUGAGGCGAGACGUUUGGAGGAUGACCUUAAAGUGGCGGUCAAAUAUGUUAAUAAGACCGAAACCUACAGGCCAAGUUUAUACAUUCCUGGAUAUCAGCAACUCGUUCCACUGGAGAUCGCCCUCACAAUCCUGGCUAAUAAAGGCCCCAGAGUGCCAGAGAUCAUCCAGCUGCUGGACUGGAAGGACUACAGUGACCAUUUCGUCAUGAUCCUUGAAUGUCCCUCUCCUUGCGAGACUUUGGAAGACUUUGUGGGGCGUCAGGGUGGACGUCUCAACGAGAGCUUAGCACGGCGAGUCAUGAUGCAGGUGACUAAAGCUGCGAACGUGUGCUGCCAGCGCCAAGUGUUCCACCGUGACAUCAAACCGAGCAACCUUCUCAUCAACAACCAGACACUUGAAGUCAAACUAAUUGACUUUGGGUGUGGGGACAUUCUGAGGACAACUGUCUACAUGUCAUACUCUGGCACAGCAACAUACGUCCCUCCUGAGUUUCACAUAAAGGGAAAGUACCACGGCAAGCCUGCGACGGUUUGGUCACUGGGGGUUCUGUUAUUUAAAAUAGUGGCCGGAUAUUAUCCAAGUUUCUUAGAUCUGCACAUGCUCAAACUGCAUUUCUGGUCCAAAACUGGUCUGUCAAACGAAUGCUGCAGAUUGCUCCGCGCUCUCCUGCAAAUAAAGCCAAAGAACCGAAUUCAGCUGGAGGAAAUCCUUUCCCACAAGUGGUUUACGGCCACCACAUAAGACCACCUCAGAAGUUGUUGUAUCUUCAGCUCUCCAAUGGUUCCUGCAAUAGUUGCAGCAGUAUCAGAGGCCCAGUCUACCACCACGUCUGUCCCCUGCAGUCCAAAACAUCCCAGAAAAGCUGUUUUAAACUAGAAUAUAUAUUAAGUUAAAGUGUUAUUGUCGCGUUAACGCUUUAGGAGUAGUGGGAUGUUGAUCAGUACUGGCUUGGGAUGGGUGUCAUCACGUGUCUCAACCAAU
This is a messenger RNA of Carassius gibelio (silver crucian carp), 1851 nucleotides long. Its product is annotated as serine/threonine-protein kinase pim-1-like. Bases 1 to 1611 code for a protein of 536 amino acids. Gene Ontology annotation, molecular function: ATP binding; protein serine/threonine kinase activity. Gene Ontology annotation, cellular component: cytoplasm. NCBI's taxonomy places the organism in Eukaryota, Metazoa, Chordata, Actinopteri, Cypriniformes, Cyprinidae. The record is from RefSeq and is a predicted model, not a curated record. Gene Ontology annotation, biological process: regulation of mitotic cell cycle; negative regulation of apoptotic process; protein autophosphorylation. The transcript has 10 exons.